CUAAUUGGACUUCUUACGAAUUUUUUUAUUGCUUAAUAUACAUUUUCAACAUUCAAUUGGUCAACAAGAAUUCCCAUCUCUUGCACAACCUCACACUGGGCUACAACAUCCAUAACAACUAUUUGAGCACUUUCCGCACUUCAGAUGCCUUGCUGGAUAUUCUCUCCACUGGAGAAGCCAAUGUCCCCAACUACAGCUGUGGAAGGAAGGAGAACCUCCUGGCUCUUCUUGAUGCAGCUGACAGGGAUAUCUCCAUCCAGAUGUCAACAUUAGGAGGCACCUACAAAGUCCCACAGAUCAGUCAUACAAUUGUUUCAGAGGCUCUGAGUGAUAAAAGCCAAUUCCCCUUUUUCCACAAAAUGUUCCCCAAAGAAGGAUUCCAGUACCCAACAAUUGUCCACCUGCUCCUCCAUUUCAGAUGGACCCUGAUUGGCCUCUUUGCUUCAGACACAGAAAAUGGAGAGAAUUUCAUGAGGAUUUUUCCUCCUGUGCUUGUCAGGAGUGGAAUUUGUGUGGUUAUAUCACAACGAUUCUCAACGACUGGAUACACAACAGCCCUCAGGGAUUCCCUCUCUAAGUGGAGACAAGUCAACGUCUUUGUUCAUUUCAUGGAAUAUGAGUCCAUUUGGGAGAGAAUUCUUCCUUUCCAUUUAACAUUUAUGCGUCUGCCAGGACCCAUUGAAGGGAAAGUCUGGAUCCUCACAAAUUUUGCAGGGUAUAAAAUGAACAAUCGUAGACUUCUCAAAUACAUCCAUAGUAUUUGGAUCUUUGGUUUUCUGGCAAAAAUAAGGCCAAAGGAUUCUGCCUUUGAACCCCAUUUCUUUGUGGAAGAUCAGUUUCAAGAUCAUUAUUUCCACUGUUCUCUUUCAAAGAACGUCUUUUCUGUCAAAGGCCGCAGAAGAUGCACCCAGAAAGCCCCACUGGAGACCCAGGAGAAAAGGAACAGAAGACGGAUCGCAAAUUACUACCAUCAUUACAGUAUGAUGAAGACUCUGGCCCAGGCCUUGAAUGCCGCUUAUUCCUCCAGAUUGAGGAGGAGGAGAAGGAAGGAGGGAGAAAAGAAUUUGGGGUCUCCAAGGCUGCAGCCGUGGCAGUUUCAUCCCUUUCUGGAGAAGAAUGAAUUUUGGAAUAUUUCUGACAGAAAACUGUACUUGGACCAAAAUGGAGAGAUAAACGCAGAUCUGGGCAUCAGAAUCUUCUUGAUUCUCCCUAAGGAGGAUCCCAGGAGAGUGAUUCUGGCAUAUUCUCUAAGACAGAGACUUACUAUCAAACAAGAUGCUCUUUCACGGCUAAAGUUGCUGAAUAAGUCUCUGCCUGAGUCCAAAUGUGUGGAAAGUUGUCAUCCUGGAUUUGUCAAGAGGGCUCGAGAAGGAGAGCCAGUUUGCUGCUACGACUGCCUUCCUUGUCCGGAGGGGACCUUCUCCACUCAGGAAGAUACAAAAAAAUGCACCAAAUGUCCAGAUGAUAAAUAUCCAAAUGAGGCCAGAGUCCAAUGUAUCCCCAAAGUUAUAACUUUCCUGUCUUAUGAAGAACGUCUGGGCAUCAUCCUGGUCUCUUUUGCCCUACUCUUCUUCCUAACAACAGGCCUUGUUUUAAUCAUCUUCAUUAAAUACCGAGAAACUGCCCUUGUCAAAGCCAACAACAGGGACCUCUCCUAUAUCCUCCUGGUCUCCCUUCUGCUUUGCUUCUUGUCUUCUUCUCUCUUCAUUGGUCAACCAAGGAAAUCCACCUGCCUUCUCCAACAGACAGUCUUCAGCCUCAUCUUCUCAGUGGCCAUUUCUUCUCUCUUGGCCAAAACCAUCACGGUUGUGCUGGCCUUCCUGGCUACAAAACCAGGAAACCGAGUGAAGAGAUGGUUGGGGAAGAGCUUGGCCAACUCCAUCAUCUUCUCUUGUUCUGCUGUCCAAAUUAUCAUCUGCUCCACCUGGCUGGGAGUUUCUCCCCCUUUCCCUGACUCUGACCUCCACUCCCAGCCUGGAGAGAUCAUCCUGCAAUGCAACGAAGGGGCCGUUGUCAUGUUCUACGUCACCCUCAGCUACAUGGGCUUCCUGGCUGCCAUCUGCUUCACGGUGGCUUUCCUGGCCAGGAACCUGCCUGGGGCCUUCAACGAAGCCAAGCUGAUCACCUUCAGCAUGCUGGUCUUCUGCAGUGUCUGGGUGACUUUUGUGCCCACCUACCUGAGCACCAAAGGGAAAUACAUGGUGGCUGUGCAGGUCUUCUCCAUCCUGGCCUCCAGUGCUGGUCUGCUGGGCUGCAUCUUCAUCCACAAGUGCUACAUUAUCCUUCUGAGGCCGGACCUCAACACAAAGGAGCAGCUCACAGCCAGAACAAAUGUAAAAACAUGAAAUAUAACACAAAUGUGAUAUUGAAAGAAUUAUUAGAUUUUCUUUUAUUUGAAAGGAUAUAUUCUUUCCAUUUAGAUAGUAUGCAGGAGUCAAAGAAAAUCAUUUCUAUAUGUUCCAAAUUUGGGAAUUAUUGAAUUGUUCACAAAGGAGCAGCUUACAGCCAGAAGAAAUGUGUAAAUGUGAGACUGAUGAAUUUCAACUUUUAACAUUUUCCACAGUCCAAACAUAGAAAAUGGUCCAAGCUCUUCUCCAUGCAUGAGUGGGCCAACUAUUUUUCUUGAAAGAAAUAAAGGGUGUGUGGAAGAUUGUGAGGAGACAAAUUUCUUGGAGAAAUAGAAGCAUGUUAGCAAGACAGAAAUAUAGAAGGAAUGUAUGGAGCAACGUUGAUGCCCUCAUUUCUCAGUACAUUUCACCCAAACUGCUGUGGCAACUGAGAGGUUUCUUUUUGUUUGCACAAUAACUCUUUCUUGAGGGUAGCAACAAUACAAGGGUCGGGAGAUAACUUGAGUGAAUAUUCAUGCUUACAUCAUCUAUUAAAUGAAAUAUGUCUGAUUAUCAUUUUCUCCUCCUUUCCUCGAAUGUAUAAAUAUGAGUGCAUCCUUUUGUCUGUAAGAUUUCCUCCCAAUAUUUUCUGGAGGGAAAUUCCUCCAAUGGACACUGAAUAAAUAACAACUGCAGUGA
This is a messenger RNA of Pantherophis guttatus, 3026 nucleotides long. NCBI's taxonomy places the organism in Eukaryota, Metazoa, Chordata, Lepidosauria, Squamata, Colubridae. The record is from RefSeq and is a predicted model, not a curated record.